Molecule: messenger RNA, 6018 nt
Organism: Pseudomyrmex gracilis
Lineage: Eukaryota; Metazoa; Arthropoda; Insecta; Hymenoptera; Formicidae
Exons: 4
Coding region: 29-487 (152 amino acids)
Source: RefSeq, a predicted model, not a curated record
CGUUAGCGGCGCGACCGAUCGCGCUGACAUGGUGCAGAUGUUCUACUAUGAGAACCGCGGCAAGUGUUGCAAGAAGCUGCUCAGAUACAACGGAUAUCCGAACAAGGUCCUUCUAUUUCCCGAAGAAGGUUGGGCGAGAAGCGCGAGUAGUUCCUACUGGACUCUGACGCCGUUCUGGUGGAGUCGAAGUCGGUGCAAGGUUGUUGAAGUCGCUGGAACAAGAAGAUACAGUACUCAGGCUAAGAUGGUAGAUACGGGAACAGGCACGCUUUAUAUUAUCGGAUCAUUCAAGAGAAUGACGACCGAUCCUGAUUUCAAGCUGUACCUGACGUCGAAUGUCUCGUCGAGCGACUUCAACAUGGGCUACAGCAUGACGGGCACGCUGGAGCGCGGCUGCAAGAAGACCAACUCCUUCCAGAUGACCCACUUUGCGGUGAUACGGCGGCGAGACUACGAAAAGGCAUACGAAGACCCAAAUCCCACCUAGUGUCCGUCCACACCCACGCUCUCCGAGUGUGGGGACUGCGAGCAUUACACGUAGUUGGGGAGAAAGGGCCGCCUAGGGGAAGAAGGAGAGAAAAAGAGAGAGAAAGAGAAAGAGAGAGAGAGAGAGAGAGAGAGAGAGAGAGAGAGAGAGAGAAAUGCAUUUUUCCGCGCGGUACACACACGUAAAAGUGCAUCCGGAUGCUGAGAAGAAGUUGCUCUUGAGGUCGGUCGCUUCCGGAAACUCCUGGCGAGCUCAAUGAACCAUCUCCUCGAUGGAUCCGCGAAGAUGAUCGAUCGCGUUUGAAUCGGUUGCGACGAGAAAGUAUACAAAUUGGGAACGCGCUCGUGUAAAAUUAGACCACUAAGUUAUUUUCUUUAUUCUAAGUCAUUUGUGUGUCGACAUUAUUAUGAGAUUUUAAAAGGCGCGAAACAAAGAUAAAAAAAUAAAGAGAACCACAACAAGGGAUGAUGAUAAAAGGAGAGAAAAAAAUAGAUAACGACAUGAAGAAAAACUUAAGAGAGAUGUGCGAGGAGAACUGCAAACAUUGUAACUGCAGCGUUAUCUACAUUUUCUCUUGCGAGAGAUCGUAAGGAUGGGAGAUAAUCAAGGUAAAGUGUGAAGGAAGAAGCUUUAAUUCGCGCAGAAUCAACAUUAGCUUGUGGUAAUAAGAGAUCAUCGGAGAUGAAAGGCGGAAGUGAAGAGAUCAAGAUAGAAUAAAUUGUAAGAAAAAAAAAAAGAGUAUGUGGAAACUUUUAAUUUUCGCAGAAUAAAUAUUCACAAGUUUUCUUUUUAAGAAAAAAGAAUUUUUAACGCGAAUCUCUCUUUUUUCCUAUUAUUGUGAUAUUGGCGUAAUUUUUUGUCUUGCACAUUGUAGUCUGCGUUAAGGUUUGAUUAGCGGUCUAAUUAACACGGUGUCUGUGAGACGCGUCGAUUUCUCGAGAUACGUCAGUUUCGCGCGCAAUCGAAUUCGAGAUCAAACGUCGAACAUCGGGAACGCGACCUUGGGAACAAACACCGACAGACUUUGUGGAAGGAAAGCUGAAGGUUUGUUAUUACAUCGCAAAGAAACGAUAUACCAAAGCUAAAAAAAUAAGUGGCAGCCCUGCGUGAGCGCCAGAGCCAAACGUCCAAAGAUAGUACUUAAAAUUUAGAUCGAAUUAAUUAGUUCUUAAUGGAAGUCGACGAGAGACGCACAUACCUGUAAGAAGAGAAGCAUAUUUGAAGAUUGCGACGUUGAUCGAGAGGAUGCGGAAACUUUUACCAAAGUACUAGUACGUAAGUCACUUGCAACUCUCUGCCGACGAUAACCCAAGAUCACGGAACACACAUAUACACACACAAAUACACACAUACCAUAUUCACAUGCACACUCUUCAAUUUACAAGGUACACUGCUUCUCAUCGAUCGACGCAUCGAUGGUUGCCGCCGCCUCGUCGAGACUAAAAUUAGUAAGAAAUUAGCAAUUAAGGCUUUUUUUUUCUCAAUGAAUUUUUCUCGGCGAAUCAAUCUGCCUAGGGUAUAGUUUUAUGUGCCAAUUCCAAGAGCCAUCGUUGACGAGCACUGUACCUGACAAUUGCUACGAGUCAGAGCGCGAGUACGCGCGCGCGCACGGUGAAAAGCCCCGAGCUCCGGCGGAAACGAUGUUUCCAACCCCAUUUAGCGGUUAGUCACAAAAGUUCAAAAGACGUUUCAAUGAAAUCCAACGGAACCACUGAGGGAGAUUAAAGCGUCUUUUUAGUCUUCUUUUGGACUCAAUCUUUCGCAAUAUUGUCAACCGAGCUUCCUAUAAAAAGAUACAUAUAUAUAUAUAUUAUAUUGUCUAACUUUUACAAUUCAAUCUUUGAACCACACACAAUGUGUUCAAGUAUCUAAAUAAAAAAAGUAUCUUCUUACUAACUUUAUUAUUACUUUUAUUACAAAUUUUGUCUCAAUAUCUAUCAUAAGUCGUAAAAUUGCAUCGCGCUUUUUACUUUUUUUUUACUUUUUAUGUAGAUCUAGUUUUACUUUUUUUCUCGAAACAUGCUUGUCCGAUUUUUGAUUUUCGAUUAUCAAUUUUGUCAUCUGACCUAUUUUGCCGGCGUAUACAUGUAUUGUAUUUGUAGUUUGACGGUUCGCCGGGGGUGAGGAAAUUUCAUAUGGCGGUAAGAAAACCCGCGUGUAUGUCGGUUAUAAAUAUCGUUUCGCCGUUGGUCCAGGCUUUUAUAGGCAGUAUAUAGCUGUAGCGUGUAGCCGGCUUACAAGGUAUUUCAAAGCUUGUUACGCGCCUCCCCCUCCGUCUUUCUUCGAGCUACCGCCGAUGGACGUCGCGCUCAGGGAAGAAAGGAAGGAAGAAAGCUCGCGAUAGAGAGAAAGAGAGAGAAAGAGAGAGCGCUACGCUGCACUGACGCCGGACACACGAUAUACAAAGAGCGUGAGAGACCUCUCUUUAUCUUUACCUUACCCCUAACCACGGGAUCAUCGUGAGCCGGUGUUGCAACACGUAAACGUGUAACGAUACUUAUUUUUGCUAAAGAGUAGAAAGAGUCGCGCGCUCACACCAGCCAUGAUGUAUUCCCGUGAGAUCUGAGUCAGUGAAAUCGCCGAUCGUUCGUUCGUGAUUGAAAAUAACGAAUUAGACAAGACAGACAAAAAGUCAAGUUUCUAUUAACGCAAAUAAAUGUUAUGAAAUAUUCAAUUUUUCUCGAUAAUGUAUUUUAUCAUUGUUUUCUUUGUAGUUAUGUGAGCAAGAAACUAUCGGUCUCCGUUAAAGAGUAAUUAAAGUUACGUUUCAGACCGCGAUCCAGCGGUCUCGCGGCCUGUGAGUAUGAGGACUGCGAGCAGGAAGGUUCCGAGUUCGAAUCACACACCUUCGGAUCUUUUCGAUCUCUUUCAGUCAGAUUUAUCGAUUGAAAUGCAAACUGAAUGGGCCUCCAACCAUCUCGAAGUGACUAUAAGCACUUCCGGUGAUUCUCGGAAUCCACCUACGAUCUGUAGAUCCAUCAUACUCACACUCUACUCAAGCCCUCAGUUUGGAGAUUGGGCGCUAGGCUGACAAUCUGUCCCGUAAAACUUGUAUUGUUAAAAAAUCAGAAAAGGGACCCGGUGAUUGUGAAUUGUAGUGCUAUAGAAGAAAGUUAUGUUUUAAAAUAUGUUUAAAUAAUUUAUAUUUAUUAAAUCAAAGCGAUUAUAUAUAUGUAUAUAUAUGUUAAAAUGAUUUAGAAAGGGUAAUACAAAAUAUAAUAGAUAAUUUUAUCUUUGUUUCGCAAAUAUUGUAUUUGUGACACAAAGACAAAACUACCUAAUAUAUUACUCACUAUUGUCUUUCUACAUCAUCUUAAUUUUCAACGAGUAUCAAUUAAUACGUACGCGUUACUUUCUUUGUUCGACGAUGUUAUCGACGAAUGUGCAAUCAAUUUGAAUGGUUUUCAAAAUAAAAACACUAACGAGACGAAAGAAGUUUUAUCGCGUUCGAGACGUUUCUUCGUUUCACAUUGUCGUCUUUGAAAAAUUGAAAAUCAAUAAACACAAUGAACGAGCGAUCGAAACCUUUACUAUACGUAGUAAUCUUGUCGUACGUAACUGCCUCCCUUUUAUAGUCCUCAAUGAAAAUCUAGUACCUUUCGCUUUUGCUCAAGGAAUUAUUAGUGUGUCAAAAUAACUAUUAUCUGUGCAAUAGAGCGCAAAGAAAUUAGAUUGUUCGCAUUUUUAUAUUAGACUGCGCAUUAUUGUGUUAAAAAAGUUUUCGUUCAACUAUAUUGAAAUACCUAAACAAAAAUUACCUAAACAAAUAUUAUAGAUAAACACUUAGAAAGAGAGAAAUUAGAUAGAUAUAUAUAUUAUUUUGAGUACAACACAGAGAAAUCUCUUCAAAUGGCAAAGUCCUUCAUUAAUCUCGCAUGUCAAGAUUUUACAUUAAAUCUACUGAAAGAUAACGUAGAAAGAACUUUACUGUAGAGCCUUUAUUGGUCUUUCUUUGCGUUAUGAUAUUGCCGACACUUUUCUUGAAGUAGCGCGAAUGAAUCUCCAACUGGAUUCCAGUCUCUCCCAUCCGAGUGGAAUUUCACGUUACAGGGUUUUUAUAGCGUUAUUGUUUCGCAAUUCAAGAAGGUGAAAAAAAAAAAAUCUUUUGCUUCUUUCAGCAAUUUUUUUACACAAUCCUACUUGCUCCAAUAACGGAACUACACUAAUUGCUGAGAGAAAGAAUAAUUCCAUAAGUUGAUAUUGCUCAUGAUACGGCAAACCCCUCGUUAGCUCGAAUCCUUCUCCGCCACAAACAUAUAUAUAUGUAUAAUCUUGAUAUAUAUACUAUAUGUAUAUAGUAUAUAUAUAUGUAUAUAUAUAUAUAUGUAUAUAUAUGUAUAUGUAUGUAUAUCUUAACCAUGAAAGCUACUACUAGUUUCGAGUUCCUGCAAAUUCGCUCUAACGAGGCCUUACCGUAUACGUAUUUGCCGAUGUGUGUAUCGGAAUUACGUUCGUUAUCAUUACUCACAUUACUUGGAUUGCGAAGAUCAAGUAGAGAAUCGAUAAAACAAAGUACCACUGCAUGUAUAUAAGUAGACAUAUAUAUAUAUAUAUAUAUAUACAUAUAUAUACGUAUGUAUAGUAUGCAACUCAAUCACAUGUGCACAUACGUACACUACACGCUUUGCAAGUAGAAUGAAAUUGAUCCUCGUUGAUGUUGUAGAUCGUUAGAUUAGCACGUGUCGAAUGCUUCUUUUAGCCUAUCUGUAGUCUGUAGAUUUAGCAACGGAACGCCCGCCGUCUCAUAGUUAUAGAUUGUUUUCAAUAGAGAUACAGAUUGUAUACGGCGGAAGGAUUGUAUCGAGAACACUCUCAAGUUCUGUAAAACUUUUACACGGACUUUUUUAAGGACUCUUUUCAUCUCGAGUCGUUUGUAGAAAUUUUGCGAUAUAUUCUUUUCAAUCGAGCGAAGGGUAUUUUUCUUGAAAAACACACUUUUUGUUCCAACAUGGUUCCAACUCUUCAUAUCUCACUCAACGCGAAAAGACUCGUUUUCGUUUUACAGCGCCUUGGCGCUCCUAAAUUCAACAAAAGCAUUUCCAACGUCGGGCAAACGAGCGAGGCCAGACGAGACGACGUCUCGCUCGGCUUCCUGGCUCUUAAGAUUCAUGACCGUCGGUUUAUGACGCUCUCGCAGUAGUCGUCGUCGGGCAGGAAACCGAUCUACGAGCGCGGAACUUGUUAAGACCCUCGGCGAAUUACGGAUGUUCGAUAUCUCCCAAUAUCACCUGGAACGCCGUUUAUAGUCGAAAAUUCCGCGUUGGCUUUUAAAGCUCUCGCAAAACGCGGCGAAUAUUUCUGCUUGCGUGGCAGCGAAGAGCGACAGGAGAGACAGUUGUCGAUAAUAUCGGAAAAUUUACUGGAUAGUCGCAAACUCGCGUCCAUUAUAUAACGAAAAUCCCGCGCCAAUUCGGAACCGUGAGGCAUCAAACUUCGUGAAUUAUACGAAGAUUAAAUGUCACUUUCUUUAUUUUGCUUCAUUUGUGAGCAAUUAAAUUUUAAUUCAAGUUUCAAUCAAAAUCCCAACUAAA